This is a messenger RNA of Tachyglossus aculeatus (Australian echidna), 1833 nucleotides long. It is a transcript of the gene TM6SF2, whose product is annotated as transmembrane 6 superfamily member 2. The transcript is spliced from 11 exons. NCBI's taxonomy places the organism in Eukaryota, Metazoa, Chordata, Mammalia, Monotremata, Tachyglossidae. Gene Ontology annotation, cellular component: endoplasmic reticulum-Golgi intermediate compartment membrane; endoplasmic reticulum membrane. Gene Ontology annotation, biological process: regulation of lipid metabolic process; lipid homeostasis. The record is from RefSeq and is a predicted model, not a curated record. Bases 115 to 1320 code for a protein of 401 amino acids.
CAGAUCAGGAAAACCAGAGCAGGCCAGAAGACAACUAUCCAGGAAAGCUUCUGCCCGACGAGAAGGUAUCUGCAAAGACUGCUUCAGACUCCCAGCUGCUCCCACACUCCCACCAUGGAAAUCCCUCCAAUCUCAGAGAAAGCCACCACCUUCUCUCUCCUAGCCUUGCCGGUCUCUUAUGGCCUGACCCUCAUCUCUACCUCACAGGCCCGGGGUCAGGUGGAGGAGAAGGAUGAUGAUGAUGGCCUUGGAGAGGGAUCAGGGUCUCCACCCCCACGCCCUGGCCCCGUGAUUAUCGCCCUAGUGAACAGCCUUGUCCUGCUGGUCCUGUUUUGGGCUGCCUAUCAAGUGGCCAGAGGAGAGCUCUCCCAUGACCCUCUUUUUGGUGUGUUCACAGUCUUUGCCUUCACCUCUGUCAUCAACCUGCUCAUCUCGCUGGAGGAGGAUGGCUACAUCAGUGGCUUCAUGGAGUUCUACGUGAAGGGGGAGCCGUUCCUGCACACAGCCUAUGGCCUCUUCAUCUGUUACUGGGAUGGCAUAGUUCACUACCUGCUUUACCUCCUCAUGACUGGAGCUAUCGUGCACAGGAAGAGUUAUAGGAACCUGGGACUCUAUUGGCUGGGCUCCCUGGCCAUGAGCAUCUUGGUCUUUUUACCGGGAAACUUAUUAGGCAAGUAUGGCUCUGAAAUCCACCCCACCUUCCUGCUCAACAUCCCCUACAUCCUCAUCCCUUGCUGGGCUGGAAUGAGGAUCUUCAGCCAGCCCCGGGCUCUGCCCUGCUGUUUCCCAGAGAGGGUUGUGGAGGAGCAGAAGAAGGGAUUGCACCAGCGGCCCCUCGACCUGGCCUUGGUUCUGUAUCUGCUGCUGGCCAUGGCCUUCACCCUCUUCCGGGGCCUGGUGGCCCUGGACUGCCCAGCAGACUCCUGUUUCUUCUACAUCUACCAGUAUGAGCCGUAUCUGCGAGAUCCAGUUGCUUAUCCCAAAGUCCAGAUGUUGGUGUACAUGUACUACGCCUUGCCCUUCUUCUGCCUGGCUGUCUACGGCCUCUUCCGACCAGGUUGUAGCUGGCUGCCCGACUGGGCCUUGGUGUUCGCUGGAGCCAUUGGCCAGGCCCAGUUCUCCCACAUCGGUUCUUCGCUCCACCACCGCACCUCCUACACGUACCGCACCCCAGAAGACGCCCGGACCAGCUUCUUCUUCUCAAACCUCCUCUACGUCCUGGGCCCCCACAUUCUUGCCUUCCGCUGUCUCCGGAGACCCAACUUCUUCUUAAAUCCUGGACCCCACCACCAGGAGGGAAAAGACAAGAAGCGGCAGUGAAGAGGGGCGGUGGGAAAGGAGCCCCAUCUCCACCCAGGACCUUGUUUGGGCCAGGUAGUAAGGUCCCAGAGUCCCCCUGCAUCCCAGUGGAGAGAUGGUACUGUCCAGUGAAGCCAGACAGAGUCUAGGCUGGGGUUUUGAUCAAUCAAUCAGUGACUGAUGGGUUAAGGACUCUGCCUGGAGGUGGUUCAGUUCCCAUAGAUCAGAUGGCAGGGCCUCCUGCCAGUGCUGGUGGUUCUGCCCCGUUUCCUCCUGAGGGAGCUUCUCCCCAACCCCAUCCUUUCUGACCUCCCUCCCCCCAAGAACUGUUCCCCAAGUUCUCUUGAGCCUCCCAAUGGGGAGGCCAGGAAAGGGACCAGCAGUCUAAAGCUGCCCCAGAGUCCCCUUGUCUGAUAGAUGAUCUUGUUCACCCAAAACAAGGACAGACUUGGGUGAUGGAGGGAGGGAGAGGAGGAGGCAAAUGAACACGGGAGACCCUACCGUAACAACUUAUUUGUUUACAAAAUAAAAUCA